Molecule: messenger RNA, 2322 nt
Organism: Penicillium antarcticum
Lineage: Eukaryota; Fungi; Ascomycota; Eurotiomycetes; Eurotiales; Aspergillaceae
Product: RING finger protein
Exons: 6
Coding region: 1-2322 (773 amino acids)
Source: RefSeq, a predicted model, not a curated record
AUGGCGGCUGAUGCGCCCAGCUUGAUGGACAUUGUCAGUACCCUAGCCCAGGACGAUAUUCCGUUCAAGUUGCGAUGUGCGAUUUGCAACAAGCUUGCUGUCGAUGCUUUUCGCCUGCCAUGCUGCGACCAGUCAAUUUGUGAACCUUGUCAAACCUCUCUGCCCGAUACCUGUCCCGUCUGCGCGCAUACCCCAGUCUCCCCGGAUCUCUGCAAACCAAACAAAGCUUUGCGCACAACUUUGAAGGCUUUUUUACGGACCGAGGAGAAGAAACGUGAGAAGGAUCGCCAGGCCGCGAUAACAUCAAGUCCAGCCACCCCUGUUGAUCCCAUACCCGCCCAGGAAGCUGGUCCUGGUCAAAAUGGUGAAGAUACCGCAGGAGUCAGAAAUGCCGAUGCGCCUGUUGCUGCGGAACCUCAAUCCGAGAACCUCGAAGUAGAGGAUUCUACACAUCCAACGCAAGAGAGCGCCCCAGACCCAAUUUCUACAGAUGCUGUCGAGCAGUCCGCACCGCCCGAGGUAGCUGUUGAACAGACGACUGAUGGUGCUGACCAGGCCGUUGAACCCAACGAGGAUGCCCUCAACGCAGAGCCUCCUUCACAGGAUCCUCCCGCUCCCCAGGAUGCCCCUGAUACCAACUCCGCUGCAAUGACCCCGAAUAUGGGAGGCUUCUCAAUGGGUUGGAAUGGAAAUGGCAUGAAUCCUUACAUGACUGGCAUGUUCAAUUUCCCCAAUGCGAUGGGAAUGCCCAUGGGGAUGGACCCAAUGGCAAAUCAAGGGAUCUUUGGUGACUACGGGAUGAACAUGACUGGCAUGGGCAUGAACGCGGGGAACUUCAACGGGGGCAUGUAUGGAUCCUUAGGAUGGGACGCCCAGAACAACAUGUGGCAAGGCCAAGAUAAUAUCAAUCCAAACGCAUUUGCUAAUGGCACGGGCCCUCCCUACGGAGGAGCAUAUGGAUCUAAUAUCUAUCCGGAUCAGUCUGCCUACUACGGAUCAGGUUAUGGCCGCGGUGCAUUCCGAGGCCGUGGCCGUGGCUAUGGUCGUGGCUUUGGGCCGGUGCAAGGCCAUUAUGCUAAUUCAGGAUACGCACAAGGCCCAAUGAAUGUACAGGGUAAUCAAAAUCACAAUCCCAAUACUGAAAAUACAGGACAAACUGAGGAAUGUAACCCCCAGCCCAUCGAUGGAGUGCCAAAUGGUGGCAUAGGAAACAUGGGAUAUCGACAUGGCCGAUCCGAAGGACCAGGUGUGGAGGGUGCACCAGCUGCGCCGCGUGCUAUGCGGCAGGGACUACCCAACACUAGCGUUUUGCGACUCUCUGGCCGAGCUUCUGAUGAUCUGCGCCAAACCCCCCUGAAUGAUGCCUGUCGUGAAACACGAUCUCGCUCUCCGGGGAGUCGAGCUUCGCGUGCCCACUCGUCAUCUGCACAUGAUGCUGAAUAUGAUCAGGAGAACCGACGGGAGCCAGAGUUGAAGCGCAUGGACCGGGUUGACGAACUACAGUCCGAUGCCCAACACACUCGCUCGCCUUCACGGGCAUCUUCGCGUCGAUCCUCACGCCACCGUCAACAUGGAAGUGAUCGUGAGAAGGACCGGAAUGGUAGCCUUCGUUCUCACCGCUCACGCCGACACCGUAGUCGCGAUGGUCGCAGUCGCAGCCGCGCCUCAAGCCGCAAUGGAGAUGCCCGCUCCUCGGGCCGUUUGCACCGGAUUGCACGGCAGACAGAAACAAAUGGCCGAACAAAAGCACCAUUUGAAGCUCCAGAGCAACGUGACCUUACUAGCCGAAUCAACAGCAGCUACCGCCCUGACAAGGACAGAGGGAGUCGACGUGAAAACAACCGAACGCAGGCAGAUAGAGACAGUCGUCGACGGGAUCGGGACCGUGACCGUGAAAGAGACCGCCAUCCUCGGGAGCGCGAUACCCAGCGUGACAGUCGCAAAGACGGUACUCGCGAUAAAGAUCGGACUUCAGAGCGUGAGUGGAAUCGAGAACAUCCCAGAGAGCGUGAUCGUGACCGCAAGCGUUCUCGCCGCGAGCGAUCUCCCUCCACGAAUGGAAACGACCACCAAUCCCGACGUCUGAAGCGUGAAGAUGAAGACCAUACCCGGAACCACGUAAACGGAUCAGUUCAGAAAACUAAGGCGGAGAAAGACCCCUACACAUUGGAGCGGGAAAAGCGAAAUAAAGAGCGCCUCGAGCGCGAAGAACAGCAUCGCAGCCAGACCAAGUCUGGUCGUCGCCGAGACAGCCGGCAAGAUCGUCAAGAUCGUGUGGUGGCGGGCCGCCGCAUCAAUUACAAGUAUGAGGAUGAGCUCUAA